AUGGAUGUUGCGGAGAGUCCUCCCACUCGCAUACUUCUGACCUUCACCGGCCAGGCCUUCCUUUGCGUCGCUAACGUGCAAUCGCUCCUGCGACCGCCUCCCGCUUCUGCGCCUUUGCGCCGCUAUUAUUCCCCCGUCCCGCUCGCCACCUCUGCGCCGAACGUAACAUGGCUUCUACCGCCCGGCCGCUCUGAAUGGCCGCCCGGCAUAGGCGGCAUGAGCGGCGCAGGCGGCGCGGGCUAUGAGGGCGUGCCGGCACCUCAAGUGCCCCCACCAUACCACACGUCCGCGCCGCUUCCGCGCAUCGUGGAACUCCGCGCACCCCUCCCUCACUUGCCUAUGCCCGCUCAUGCGCUCCCCCACUGGACCCCUCACAUUUUCGCGGCCGGGAACGACCCCGCCUCCUUGCGAGCAAUCAGAAACUGCCGCGUGGCAAACGAUGACAGGCGGCCAUGGGGCUAUGAGUCUCGGGCGGCAGAAGCGGCCGCUGAGGCGGAAGGCGCAACGACGAGGGCGGACGAUGGGGGCAUGGCUGAAGGCAGAGGGCGCGGCGGGAAGAAGCGCGCGGGGAAGGGUGCGAAGCGGUCCGGGGCGCAGAGAGGGGCGGGGCGGAAGACGCCCCAGCCACUGGCGUUCCAAGUCACAUGCCCGGUGUGUCCUGACGUGGUGCUGACGUCACUGGGUGUGCUACAGUCGCACUUGGCGGGUCGCAAGCACCAGGCCGCCGAUGCUGGGCGCGCGCAGGGGGGGGGCGCGAGGGGGGCCGGGGCGCAGGGCGGGCAGGAGCAAGGGGGCCACGCACAUGACAAGCAGGGGCAUGGGGGGGAGGGGCAUGAGGGGAAGGGGCAUGGUGGGGAGGGGCAUGAGGGGGAGGGGCAUGGUGGGGAGGGGCAUGGGGGGGAGGGGCAUGGGGGGAAGGGACAUUGGGGGGAGGGGCAUUGGGGGAAGGGGCUUGCGGAGAAGGGACAUGCUGACAGGCAUAGGGGUGAGGGGAGCAGUGGCGCACUGAAUGGGGAAGAUGGAGGGGGGGGUGUGGGUGGCACGGGGGGAGUGCAAGGGGAAACGGGGUUGGCGCAUGGGGAACAUGGUGGGUAUGCGGUGCAUGGGGGGCAUGAGUCGCGAUGGCCGUUGGAGGAAGAGUGGCAGGAUGAGGAAAAACCGUACGUGCGGGAGUGGCGUGAUGGGGGUGUGAAGGUGGAGCAGACAGUAGAGAUCAUCGACCUGGAGGAGGAUGAGAAGAAAGAGGAGGAGGAGGUGGAGAUAUUGGAGUUGGAUGAGAGCCAAGGGGACGAGGUGAAAGAGGAGGGGAGUGAUGAUGUCCCGCGGCAGGGCAAGAGAGCGAGGGCCAUGGGAUGGGCAAGUGUGGGGCCACCGUUUGUGGGGGGCUGGUGUGCGGUGUGUGGGGCGACGUGUUUGAAUGAGAGCAACUACAAGUUCCACCUCAAUGGCAAACGCCACCGUGCUGCCCUCGCUGCCUCUCACACAGCUGCUGCUGCUGCUACACGUGUGCCAUGA
Messenger RNA from Closterium sp. Naga37s-1, 1515 nucleotides. NCBI's taxonomy places the organism in Eukaryota, Viridiplantae, Streptophyta, Zygnematophyceae, Desmidiales, Closteriaceae. The record is from the annotation of a GenBank genome assembly.